Molecule: messenger RNA, 1416 nt
Organism: Echinostoma caproni
Lineage: Eukaryota; Metazoa; Platyhelminthes; Trematoda; Plagiorchiida; Echinostomatidae
Source: the annotation of a GenBank genome assembly
AUGCUCUUCAUUCAACCUCAGGGAUCUGACUACCUGGCCUGCUUAUCAACUAGCACAUCGCAAGACAAGCUGGCUUUUGACGUGGGUCUGCAGACAAAAGCCGACACCGAGUCUUGUUGGUGGACUAUUCAUCCUGCAUCAAAACAACGAUCCGUGGGUGAAAAAGUGCGCAUCGGUGAUGACUUGAUCAUUGUAAGCGUUUCAUCGGAGAGAUAUUUGCACGUAUAUGGAGAAACAUAUACAGGUCAUGGGGUAAUCGCCAGUUUCCAACAAACGCUUUGGACGGUAAUCCCAGUCUCAAGUGGUGUGGUUCGUCAGAAAUCAAUGAAUAUGGCUUUUGGUGGUGAUGUGGUUCGCCUGCUUCAUGGAGACGAGUGUCUUACUGUUAGUGCACCCGAUUCUGAAGACGUGAACGCUGUUAUGAGCUCCAUGCACAACGGUGGGGCUCCGGGAAGUCCACCAAACACCUUACCUAGACUCAGUGCAGCCAAUGUGAGCGCACAUGCUACACAUGCAGAUGUAUCAGUGGGAAUGCGUCAACCAGUCAUGUAUGAAAUAGGCGCCGUGUCUACUAGCGCACGAUCUCUAUGGCGUAUUGAACACAAGAAAACCAAAUGGAGCGCUGGUUUCUUUUCUUGGGCAAGCGAGGUACGACUGCGCCAUGUGACUACUGGUCGUUAUCUUGGUGUAACUCCAAACGAAGCUCAAGGAACUGGGCACUGCGAGGUUUUUACCCUUGCCCCACAUGAAGCCACAGAAGCCGCCACUAUCUUUCUGCUCCGUCCAAGCAAGGAUGACAAAAAAAGAAUGGAAGAACACGGAGACGAGGGAAUGGGUGAACCUGAUCUUCGACUUGGCGAGACCCUAACUUAUUUACAACAUGCAGAAUCCGGUCGGUGGUUGUCGUACGAAGCCUAUGAAACACGUAAACGUGGGGUGGGUCGAGUGGAAGAAAAGAAAGCCGUGUUGUUGGUAGAGGGUCACAUGGAUGAUCUCUUCAGCAUUGUUCGAGCUCAGGAUGAAGAAAUCAAAUCGGCCAGUGCAAUUCGACGUUGUACAGCUGUAUUUAGCUUGUUCGUGAACACGUUACGCUUGAUUUCAACUCCACAUUACUCAGCUAUACACCCGCCCGUGGCUGCACAAUCACAGACGCCAAUCACACAAUCACCGGCGGUACUUCGUUUAUCCAAUGGAACACUUCUCGGUGAAGUCACUCAAUGUUUAGAAGAUCUUAUAGAAUUCUUUGCACAACCCAGUCCUCACGAAGAGCACGAAGUUCGCCAAGCAAAACUUGCAGCUUUACGAAAUAGACAAAAUCUAUUUCAGGUAGGUCUACUUCAAAAAUGCAAUCUUAGGGUUCCCAACUCAUUUCACUGUGCUUACGCCUACCACUUUUUCUUUUAUGCGAUCACUUAA